Diaporthe batatas is the source of this 1639-nucleotide messenger RNA. RefSeq lists its product as uncharacterized. The transcript has 5 exons. The record is from RefSeq and is a predicted model, not a curated record. Lineage: Eukaryota; Fungi; Ascomycota; Sordariomycetes; Diaporthales; Diaporthaceae. Gene Ontology annotation, molecular function: catalytic activity; FAD binding. The coding region runs from base 107 to 1639 and encodes 510 amino acids.
AAUCGCAUUUCCCACAGUUACUCAACUUGCAUAAUGCACGAAGCAGCAUUCACGGGUUGACUGAGAAUAAGGACUAUUUAAAGUUUUAAAUUCCUCUAAGCUCGGAAUGACUCAACGGAUACUCAUGAAGGGCUUGUUGAUCCUGGCAUGUUUUGCCAUCACCAUCUAUGGUCAUGAAGCUGAGAACAGUGGCGCAAACCACAUGAGGAACAUUAGACGCGGCCCCCUUCAAGCUCACCUUCAGCAUUCUACAAAGAGAAUUGCGGGUCCAGGAUCUGAUAUUAAUGCUUUCAUCGACGAGCUGGGACCGAAACUCUCCCCAGGAGCAUCAAUUACCGUGGUUGGCUCUGAUGGAUUCGACGAUUUGACUGCAAGGUGGACUGCCUGGGCAGCUCCAGAUUUCCAGGCAACCGUGUCGGUCUACACGGAGGAGGACGUCAGCAACACGUACGAACUGCCUUGGCUGGCAGUCUCCGGUCGCCAUGGAGGUAUCCGAUCGCUUGGCAAGUUAAAGGCUGGAGUUCAAGUCAACAUGGCUCAUCUUGAUAGCCUUGUUAUCAGCGCCGAUGGCGAGACGGCCAGCAUCGGCGGGGGCAUGCUCUCAGGAGAGGUGACAAGUGCUCUUUGGGAUAAGGGAAAAUGGACAACUACCGGCUCAUGCGAAUGCACGUCGCUUGCUGGGCCGAUGCUCGGAGGUGGACACGGAUUUCUUCAGGGUCGCUAUGGUCUUGCUCUUGAUAACCUCGCCUCGGCGAGAGUUGCCCUCGGCAAUGGCACUAUUGUGGUAGCUAGCGAUGAGACGAACGCGGACCUUUUCUGGGCGCUUCGAGGCGCAGGACACAAUUUCGGCAUCGUGACAGAGGUUGAGUAUAAAAUCCACGACGUGCCUCCCUCCAACACAUGGAUCUUCGCCGAUCUAUACUUCACCGCAGACAAAGUUGAGGAGAUUUUUGCCGUUACAAACAAAAUUGCCGAGGGCUACCAACCUAUCGGGGUUAUCAGCUUUAUCGAAUAUCGGAGCUUGCCUGACAUGGACCCCGACAACCCAGUGAUCGAGGUACUGCUUUUCUCGGAGGGUACUCCAGAUGAGGCCGAAAAGUAUGUCGAGUUAUAUCGCGCGAUCGGCCCAAUGAACUCAACAGUGGUGGACACGCAAUAUCCCCAAUUCUCAAAACAUAUGCGCUUCAGCAAACAGGAUGCUGCCUGCCUUGAAGGACAACUUACCGUGCAGCGAUUUCCUGCGAACCUGGAGGUCUAUAAUAUCACCACUCAGAAGGAACUUCUUGUCAAAUUCGGUGACUUGGUCUCUUCGAAUCCUUUCCUCAGCAACUCGUUUUACAUAUUCGAGAACUACGGAUACAAUCGCUCCAAUGGCUAUCUCAUAGCUCCCUGCCUAAUUUACACCAACAGCACCCCAGAAAACGACGAGAUUGCGAGGCAGGGCGGCGAGGCGCUGCGCUCGAUUGCGGUAGCCGGUCGGCAAGACGGCAAGCUCUUUGCAUACGUGAACUACGCAAAUGGCUAUGAGACACUCCAGGAGCUUUAUGGACAUGAUGCAUGGAGGCUUGAGAAACUCAGAAACAUCAAGACAGCUUACGACCCUGAUUCGCGAUUGAAGUUCUAUGCGCCUAUAGUCUAG